Entelurus aequoreus (snake pipefish) is the source of this 1694-nucleotide messenger RNA. RefSeq lists its product as uncharacterized. The transcript is spliced from 15 exons. The record is from RefSeq and is a predicted model, not a curated record. The coding region runs from base 874 to 1503 and encodes 209 amino acids. Gene Ontology annotation, biological process: proteolysis. Gene Ontology annotation, molecular function: cysteine-type peptidase activity. NCBI's taxonomy places the organism in Eukaryota, Metazoa, Chordata, Actinopteri, Syngnathiformes, Syngnathidae.
CAACCCUCCCUUGACUUUUGUUCUUGUUUUUAGGGGGGUUUGACUUCUAGGACAUCUGGAAGCUGUCCAUAGGGGGGGGGAUACUGUCACGGCCAGGGCGCAUCCCAAUGCGUCCUCAUCUGUGCCUCAUGACGAGCGCACCGCGGGCCACGCCCACAUGCGCUCUCUCAUCCUUGCGCCCAGCUUGUCUCACCUUGGGACACGCCCACGGCCGCGGCGCACUUCCAGGGAUGCGCCGUGCGCGUCUCCGCUCUGCAGCAGCAACCAGCUGCAAUCAUUCACUGACAAUCGGCGCACCUGUCGGUAAUGAGGACGCUGCCUUCAUAAGCCUGCUGAACUGGCCAUCAGGCGCCGGAAUAUAGUCUACUGUACAACCUCCGUUCCCGUGUUUUGACGUUGCUGUGUGUCUCGUCAUUCCUCGUCGUUCCCCUGCUUCUCGGACUGCGCCCUUGGAUCUCGACCUCCCGCUUGGACACGGAUUCCCCUCUUACCCUGGACUUCCUCAUCUCUCGUUCAACACAUGUGUCUGUCGCCGUCACCUCCCCUUAGUCCAACCAUAACAUUAUGGAGGUUAUUCCAAACAAUAUGGUUAGGCUGGAGAGCCUGGAUGGAAAGCCCAAGCAUAUGAUGACCCCGUAUGCAUCACUGAAACCUCUGCGCCCGGGGACUCACCCUGGCUGGCCAAAGGAUUCCCCUUCAGCCCCUGUGCUUCCAGGAGAUGCUGAAAUGCUGACUUCAUCAUCGGAGGAGGAAACUGAGUGUCAUUGUUUCACGGACCAUACAUAUGCUGGCCCCACAUAACCCUGGAAAAAAGAGCUGCACCCCGACCAGAAACAACUGCUCGAGUAUGUUUUGGCCUGCGAUCGUCCAGCUAUGGAGCUGAUCGUUAAAGAGGGAGGGGUGUGUUUAGCCCGAGAAGAGUUUUGGUCUCUCGGGUUGUCCAGAGACAUGGACUCCACGAUGGGAAAUGCUUGCCUCCAGCUGGUUCAGGAAGCUGCUCAGAGACAUGGCAAAGAUGUCUUCAUUGCCAACAUGUAUAUUGUACCAACGUGGAAGCACAAAGACGUCGAUCCAAUGUCAAGCCUUCCAAGGGAUGCACAUCUAAAGGAUGCACUCCUCUUCCCAGCGUGGAGCAAGCACAACAUUACCUUCUCUGUGAGCAUUGCACAGCACAUCGUCCCAGGAAGCUGGAGUGAGCUCACUGGAAAAGACAUGCAGGAGAUCCCACGCCAGACCUCGGGGAAUGACUGUGGUGUUUUCAUGCUCAUGUACUCCCCCUGGCUCUGUACGGACACUACUUUUCACUACAGUGUGCUGGACAUGCAGUCAAUCCGGCGUUGGUGGUGUGUCCUUCUAAUGGAACGCUUUGGCAUUGAAGGGCAUGGCCAGAGGUUCUGUUAUUGGACAGACAAGGCGAGCGGCCUAUUGCAGGGCAUUCUUCAGCCAGUCUUUAGGGUAUCCAGAAACUCAGUCCAGGCCAUCGACUGCGUCAUCAAAGAAUAACUGAAUACAGUACUGGUGCAGCUCGUGCAAUGUUUGGAACAAAACAUUUGUAAACAAUAAAAAAUCAUUUUACAUUGCAGUUUUUUGUCUCAUUUUAAAGUCUUGAAGAAAUACCCAAGGUUUUUCUUUAUUUUUAUGUUCUUAUUCUAAAUACUGUCGUUUGUCUGACCACGGGUCAUCUGACUUCACUG